Nakaseomyces glabratus is the source of this 3267-nucleotide messenger RNA. RefSeq names its product DNA helicase SRS2 (gene SRS2). Gene Ontology annotation, cellular component: nucleus. NCBI's taxonomy places the organism in Eukaryota, Fungi, Ascomycota, Saccharomycetes, Saccharomycetales, Saccharomycetaceae. Gene Ontology annotation, molecular function: hydrolase activity; 3'-5' DNA helicase activity; ATP binding. The record is from RefSeq and is a predicted model, not a curated record. Gene Ontology annotation, biological process: recombinational repair.
AUGAACGAUUCAUUGGACAGAGAUUACAAGUCACAUCGGGUGCGAGAUAUUUUGGGUGGUCUGAAUCAGCAGCAGAGGGCUGCAGUUACUUUCGAUCCAACUAAGGCGUUACAGGUCAUUGCUGGUCCAGGGACAGGUAAGACAAAGGUUUUGACGUCAAGAGUAGCAUAUCUGAUACUACACUACAGGAUUGAUCCUAGAGAUAUAAUAGUUACUACUUUCACCAAUAAGGCUGCGAAGGAAAUGAAAGAUCGAUUGGCUGUACUGCUUGAGAAUACAGAAUUUAGGUCAUCUGAUAUAAUGAUAGGAACAUUUCAUAGCAUUUGUUUAAAGAUCUUAGCGAGGUUUGGUUCGCGAGUGGGACUGCAAGAAGGCUGGAGGAUAGUAGAUGAAAAAGAGAUUGAAGUAAUUAUGACUAAGAUGAUAGAAAAUAUGCCUGAUCAAAUUAGAGAUUACGCUCACUCGACUACGAGAAAAGUGAAUCUGUGCCUGCCAAAAAGAGAUAGUAAAUCAGAUUCUAAGAAUAAGUCGUCAGGGCCUAAUGAUAGUCCUGACUGGGAUGUCCAUCAGAAACUCAUAAAAAAGCAUAUUUCCAGGCUCAAAUCUAGUGCUAUACUGCCACAGGAAUACAAGGACGACUCAGCACAUGAUUCGGCACUCUCUCAUUUUUAUGAGUUGUAUCAAGACGAAUUGUUCAAGUUAAAUGCAUUAGAUUUUGAUGAUUUACUGAUGUUUACGUUUCGAUUGUUAACUGCAGAAAGAUGUCUGCCUUUUGUACAGCAUGUUUUCGUUGAUGAAUUCCAAGAUACAAAUAGUAUUCAGAUUGAUCUAAUGUUUCUACUGGCACGGGGGAACCACCACAUUUCUAGAGGUAUUACUGUAGUUGGGGAUCCUGAUCAAAGUAUUUAUGCAUUUAGAUAUGCACUAGCACACAAUUUCCAAGAGAUGUCAAAUAAAUGUCCAUUGGAGUGCUCACGGGUAAUACUUGUUGAAAACUAUCGUUCCUCACAAAAGAUUCUAGAUACUAGCGAGACAUUAAUUAAGCAGCAGCAAAAGGGUAGAGAACAAAGAUUACCGCUAAAGGCUCAGUUUACUUCCCAUAUUUUGCCUGUAUAUAUGAAUUUUCCGGCGUAUUUUUUAGAGGCGCCAUCGAUUGCCAGGGAGAUCCUAUACUUAAAAUCACUCCCUAACCUUUUUAGCUAUGACUCUUUUGCUAUACUAGUAAGAAAGAGAAGACAAAUCAGGAUGAUAGAAAAAAGUUUAAUAGAGUACCGAAUCCCAUAUCAAAUACUUAGAGGGCGAGCGUUUUGGGAAUUGAAGGAAAUAAUGGCUAUGCUUAAUAUAUUUAGAAUUAUGGUAUCGGAAAAUGAUGAGGAAGCUAUUAUUUCAUCAUUAUCAUACCCAAGCAGAGGUUUCGGAGAUACAUCUGCUGAAAGAUUAAGAGAAAUAUUUGCCAAAUAUACAGAUAAAACCAAGUUAGAGAUAUUGAACCUAAUUGCAAUUGGUCGCGUAUAUGUUGAUAUACCGAAGUCUGCUAGAGGAGUUGUUUCGGGCCUCUGUAAAUUGGUUGAAGAGUGUAAUAAAGAGAAUGGUCAAGAACUAUCUGUACGGUUAGUAAAGGUGUUUGAUUUAAUAUAUGAAAAGUCAGGUUUGAAACAUGAAUUUUUAUUCAAGGACGGCAAGAAAAAGGGUGAGAUUGACAUAGAUGGUGAUCCGAACCUCGAGAAUCCGCGUCAUAAAAACAUACAGUUGUUAAGAUCCUAUUUUGUUGAUACAGAAGAGAAUCAAGAUGACAGCAUGAUUAAUCAAGAAAACACUGCUCUUUCGAGCAUUAAUACGACUAAAUCCCAUGGUAUUUCCCUAGCAGACUACAUAUUACAAUUUUUAAACUCAUUAUCCCUUUUCGCAGGCGAAAAGACUGUAGCUACUACGGACGAUGGUAAUAAAGGAACGCUCGGGACAGUUACUGUUUGUACAAUUCAUGGUUCUAAAGGUUUGGAAUGGCCUGUUGUCUUUAUACCUGGUUGUGAAGAUAAUAAUAUACCAGCAAUAUUUUCAGAUGACAAGGACAAUACAUCAGAUAACGAAGAGGAAGGUGAUGGUGAUAACAAAGAGGAGUUAACAAAUAAGAAAUCACAGAACAAUAAUGUAGAGGAAUCGAUUGAUGAGGAAAGGAGAAUGUUUUUCGUUGCCCAAACAAGGGCAAAAUAUCUGCUAUAUUUAUCUUCCGUCACGGAUAUGGAUGCCGCUGUUCCUCGAGUACCCAGUAGAUUUUUAACGCAAGAGCUGCUCAAGACUACAGCGCCAUUUCAAAAGGCUUUGGUUGACUUUUCGGGUCUUAAAAAGCUAUAUAAUCUGGUUGGUGUUCAAUUUCCUACUAAUACCAAAAAUUUCUCAUUGAGUCAGUUAAUAAAAGACUAUAAGGCUUAUAUUGACGCUCGAAGAGAAAAGUUCUACUGGGGUGGAAAUAUAUUCAGAUUAGGAAUGAACCUCGAUCUAGCUAAAAAUGUCCAUGACAUGACCUCACUAAGGAACGAGUUCACUACUGCAUCAGAGCAUUUAAAAGCAACUGGUGAAUGGGAUAAGCAUGUUAACAAAAUGGUGAAUAAUGAUGCAAAAAAAAAGACCAAAACUGAUAUAAUGUCAAAAAUGAAACAAAUUAAGAAAGCGGAUGAUAUAAGUUCAAAUAGCCUGGACGCUGAAACUGUUCAGAAUACAGCAAUUGACCACUCUUUGAGUUUGAAUUCAAAUAUCAGGACGGAGAGGGGCUAUGGAAAAACAACCUCUAAUAACCAUCACGUAAAGGUUGAAGAGCAGGAUAGCCGCAAUUCUGGUGUCACCAGUAUUCAUGAUAAUGCUGCGCGUGUCAUCCCAUCUAAUCAAACAACAUGUCUUAAAAGAUCCAGAGAAGUUGUUCGUAAAAGACUGAUAAAAAGCGAGCCCAUAGAUAUUGUUUCAAAGGAAAGUAAAUACACAGAAGUGAUCAAACUUGAAGAUAAUGAUUACAAAGGUGACGAAGUUACAAAUAAAACUGCAUCUGAAUUACUACAUAACCCUUCAGAACUAAAGAUUGAUAAUCGUCCAAUUAUAGCAUCUGCUAAAAUACUCGCAGAUGCUGCUAGAAAAAGCUCGAAACUGCCAGUUAAGCAGGAAGGAAUUGGAGUCAAGAAGGAGAUGCCAAUUCUACAAGAUGAUAUUUUCUCACAACUAAAUAGGGCAAAAAAGAAAGCCAAACUGAAUGACUCUGACAUUAUAGUCAUUGAUUAG